AUGGACAUGACUUUUGCCCUGGUGAUAACCCAGCCUUACCUUCCACAGGAGGGCUGGGCUCGGGUGGUGCAGACCCUUACCUUCCACAGGAGGGCUCGGGUGGUGCAGACCCUUACCUUCCACAGGAGGGCUGGGCUCGGGUGGUGCGGACCCUUACCUUCCACAGGAGGGCUGGGCUCGGGUGGUGCAGACCCUUACCUUCCACAGGAGGGCUCGGGUGGUGCAGACCCUUACCUUCCACAGGAGGGCUCGGGUGGUGCAGACCCUUACCUUCCACAGGAGGGCUCGGGUGGUGCAGACCCUUACCUUCCACAGGAGGGCUCGGGUGGUGCGGACCCUUACCUUCCACACAGGAGGGCUCGGGUGGUGUGGACCCUUACCUUCCACAGGAGGGCUCGGGUGGUGCGGACCCUUACCUUCCACACAGGAGGGCUCGGGUGGUGCAGACCCUUACCUUCCACAGGAGGGCUCGGGUGGUGCGGGUACCCUUACCUUCCACAGGAGGGCUCGGGUGGUGCGGACCCUUACCUUCCACAGGAGGGCUCGGGUGGUGUGGACCCUUACCUUCCACAGGAGGGCUCGGGUGGUGCGGACCCUUACCUUCCACAGGAGGGCUCGGGUGGUGCGGACCCUUACCUUCCACACAGGAGGGCUCGGGUGGUGCGGACCCUUACCUUCCACAGGAGGGCUCGGGUGGUGCGGACCCUUACCUUCCACAGGAGGGCUCGGGUGGUGCGGACCCUUACCUUCCACACAGGAGGGCUCGGGUGGUGCGGACCCUUACCUUCCACAGGAGGGCUCGGGUGGUGCGGACCCUUACCUUCCACAGGAGGGCUCGGGUGGUGCGGACCCUUACCUUCCACACAGGAGGGCUCGGGUGGUGCGGACCCUUACCUUCCACAGGAGGGCUCGGGUGGUGCGGACCCUUACCUUCCACAGGAGGGCUCGGGUGGUGUGGACCCUUACCUUCCACAGGAGGGCUCGGGUGGUGCGGACCCUUACCUUCCACAGGAGGGCUCGGGUGGUGCGGACCCUUACCUUCCACAGGAGGGCUCGGGUGGUGCGGACCCUUACCUUCCACAGGAGGGCUCGGGUGGUGCGGACCCUUACCUUCCACACAGGAGGGCUCGGGUGGUGCGGACCCUUACCUUCCACACAGGAGGGCCGGGCUCGGGUGGUGCCGGCCACCUGCCCCGGGAAGCACGAGCACUUGACCGUCUGCGAGCGCUCCUCUAUCCUGUUCUUAUUACAGCAACGAUGCACCGCCACCACGUCACACGUGCCCUGCUUCACCUGGUAGGCAACUGA
Knipowitschia caucasica is the source of this 1308-nucleotide messenger RNA. The record is from the annotation of a GenBank genome assembly. Lineage: Eukaryota; Metazoa; Chordata; Actinopteri; Gobiiformes; Gobiidae.